Moneuplotes crassus is the source of this 1140-nucleotide messenger RNA. The record is from the annotation of a GenBank genome assembly. NCBI's taxonomy places the organism in Eukaryota, Ciliophora, Spirotrichea, Euplotida, Euplotidae.
AUGAGCGAAGAAGAAAAUGCUAAAGAGGCCAUCGUAGUUGAUAAUGGUUCAGGUGUUGUCAAAGCAGGAUUUGCAGGAGAAAACCAACCAUGCUCAGUAUUCCCAUCAGUUGUUGCUAAGCCAAAGACUAAGCAAGUUAUUGUCGGUGGAGCUGGAAACAAAGAUUGCUUCGUUGGAGACGAAGCCCAACAAAAGAGAGGUGUCUGUACUCUGUCAUAUCCAAUCAAAAGUGGAAUGAUUAAGGAUUGGGAUGGUAUGCAAAAGAUUUGGGACUAUACCUUCUACAAUGAACUUAGAAUUGAGACAGAAAACCAUCCAGUUCUAUUGACUGAGGCUCCAUUGAAUCCAAAGCAAAACAGAGAGAAUAUGUGUAGAAUUAUGUUUGAAGAAUAUGAUUUCCCUAGCAUGUAUAUCCAAAUCCAGGCUGUCUUGUCAUUGUACUCAGCAGGAAGAACCACUGGUAUCGUUGUUGAUUCUGGAGAUGGUGUAACACAUGUUGUGCCAAUCUUCGAAGGUUAUCAAAUCCCACACGCCAUUGAGAAAAUCCUUCUUGCAGGAAGAGAUCUUACUGAUUACAUGUGUAGAAUCCUCAAGGACGAUGACUAUCACUUCGAGACCACUGCCGAGAAGGAAACUGUCAGAGAUAUCAAAGAGAAGCUAUGCUACGUUGCUGAUGAUUACGAGGCAGAGCUCAAGAAAGCAGGAGAAGGAGGUGAGCUAGAAGAGUCAUACGCAUUGCCAGAUGGACGGCCACUCAAGAUCUCCACUCAAAGAUUCCAAUGCCCAGAGUUCUUGUUCCAGCCAGACUUGGGAGGCAGAGAAUGCAAGAGCGUCCACCAACUGACCUACGACUCCAUCAUGACUUGUGAUUUGGAUGUCAGGAAGGACUUAUACGCUAACAUCAUUCUCUCCGGAGGAACCACCAUGUUCCCAGGACUCGGAGAGAGGCUCUACAAGGAAAUGAAAGACUUGGCUCCACAGACAAUGAAGGUCAAGGUCAUUGCGUCCCCAGACAGAAAAUACGCAGUAUGGAGAGGAGGAUCAACCCUCGCUAAGUUAUCUACAUUCGCAGGAAUGUGGGUCACUAAGGAGGACUACGCUGAGUUCGGAGAAAGUAUCGUCCACAGAAAGUGCAUCUAA